Messenger RNA from Meleagris gallopavo (turkey), 6977 nucleotides. RefSeq names its product transmembrane protein 229B (gene TMEM229B). NCBI's taxonomy places the organism in Eukaryota, Metazoa, Chordata, Aves, Galliformes, Phasianidae. The record is from RefSeq and is a predicted model, not a curated record.
UCCAGUAUGUCCCAGGAGAGGAAUGAUUUCUUUUUGUGAUGCCUGGUGUUUUCAAAAUGUGCAUAUGGUUUCCACUAGCAGCAUGAUAGGUGCCAUGUGAUUGGGUUUAUUUUGAUCCAGCAGGUCUUUUCAAGGCAGGUCUCUAUUAAGCCUUUAAUUGGUCGUGGACUUGCACAAGAGCUGCAGGAUGUAGGGCAGAGUUUAUAAAAUUGCUCUAAUGUCUACUAGCAAGAGAGGAACUGCGGUGAAGGUAAGAUAAUGGCUUGGUAGCAGUAUAGAGGUUGGCUGUCCUUGCUUGGGGUUUUUCAUUGCGGGUUAAUACUUUGCCAUGGGAAUGAGAUACUGAGUUUCCAAAACUUCACCUUUGGUCACUUCAGCUGACAGGGACUGUGUGCUGUAAGUGGAGCCCCAGGUAGCUGAGCUGCUUUAUGUGCAGUUGAAGACAAAGGUGCAUAUAUAAAGUAGACACUUUAUGUUUUAAUGGAAUAUAUCUCAUGGAUGUGCAAAAGAUCUACCUCUAUGGUGCAAGUUCUUUUUAGAGCUGAUUAUAACCUUUUGGAAACAGUGCCUAGUUUUGAUAUUUGUAUUUAUUAGCUAUUACUGCUCACUGUAAAGGCAGCUAAAGAUUCAAUUCUUUCAUGGAUUAGCUAGAGUGUAAUUAGGUUUUCAAAGAGCAGAUCGAUAGGUACAACAUGUUCUUUUCUAAAAAUGCCAUGUAUGCACAUGUUCUGAUUUACCUCUGCCUUUUUGUAGUAGCAGCUCCAGGAGCUGGAACAGUGCUUAGUACUGCAGCCUCAGGUGGGGGUAUGUACCGUGGAGUGGGGGGGAAUUUGGGGUUUUGUUUUCUUUUUUCUUUCCUAGGUAGUGAAAGUAUCAGAUUCUUGUGAUAGAAUUGUAAUUUGCAUGGUGUGAGACUGGACAGUCCUUGUUUCUCUAACAAUGUCAUGACAAUGAUUAGAAUUUGCUGCUCUUUGGACCAGGGCUUAGCAAUGUUUGGAGUACUAAAUAAGCUGUAAGUGCUAACAACAAUGCUUCCUCAGCAUCUUUCAUCUGAAAAUCUUACUGUUCUUAAUGAAUUUUGGUGCCUCUCUGUGAGGAAGGAAUUACUAGAGUCAUUUUGCAGACAAGUAGAUAAAAUAAAAUGCUUGCAUAGAGGCAUUCUGAAAGCCACUUAUAUUCAGGAAUAUUAAUGCUUCAACUCGCUUUUGAGCUACUAUCUUGUCCUUUCUCUUUUGCCAGAAGAGCUAUGGGCAUUAAUUUUGGUAGAACUUUGGUAGAUUUUUUUUUUUUUUAAUUGGGUUAGGAAACAUGAAAGUGAGACGUUAUUAUGCAACGUCUCUAAGUGUGCAUGUGAUACUUGAAAAAUGGUAAUCAGAUAAAUUGCUAAGCAACUGUACCCUGCCUUCAGUUACCAAAAAGCCAGUGACUUCGCUUUCAUGAUGUAACAUGCUCUAUACUUCUCCAUGAAGCACGUGUAGGUGGAGUUCUGUGAGAGUUGCUCCUUUUAACUCCCCUCCUGCUUGACUGCCAUAUUGUGAGGUCAGGUUUGACCAUAGUUUUACAGAAAUGUAUUCACAGAACCUGAAAGCGACAGAACAAAUGUUAGAAGAGCUGUUCAAAAUAAUGAAGUGUAAGUAAGUGUGUAUAUAAGGAAACAGCCAUUCUCUCCCACGGGCCUUCACUAGCUUGUAAAGAGCAGGCCAUAGCUCAUCCUUGGGAACACGAGAGGUAAGAAAAUGGGUGAGAGACUGAUGUUAAAAGGCACACGGCAGGGAAAUGUGGCAAGCUGUGGGAAACCUUGGACACCCACAGCGAUCCAUUUGCCCCAAAUGUUGAGAGAUGCAGUAAUGCACUAGAACCUAUAUGUAGAGCCAGCUGAUUUGUUCUCAUUGUCUUAGCAAGAAGGGAAUGGCAGGAACAUCAGCAGAGAAGUGUGCAUGGAGAAACAGUAAGUAGAACUCCGAUAACAUAAGGCAGAUUUAGGGGAUUUUGUUUGAAACCUGACUAACUGAUAGAUCACAGGAUCUGUCUUAGAAAUUCUGCAGGGUAACUGCAACGACAACAAAACAGACUCUUGCUGGUUAUUCUAAAAUUCUGCUUCUUGUUAGUAACCAUCCACAGCAGCAUUUGUAGUUCCUGUGGCUUGUGGAGCACCUGCCCAAGGUUCUCCAGUGCUUGCUGGUGCCAGCGCUUUUAGGAGCAAUGUGAGACUGGAGGCCACAGUUGGCUGAUGCAGAGGUAUUUGGGAAAGGGUGCUCCUGACCUUGGAGAUGCUUUGUUUUUUUGCAGAUGGCUGAAAGUUACUUUUUAUGGAGUUUUGUAACCUUGUUGCUGUGCUCCUCUUCCAGCCCAGACAUCAUCUCAUGGGAUGGUGCAGCCCUACCUCCCGCCUUUGAGAAGGGGCGCCAUGUUCUGUGCUCUAAGUGCCUUGCAUGUGGGGAUCCCGGAGCCUGGCUGCUCCAUGUGCAGCUGGAAACCCCAACCAAAGGACAGAGGGAAGGGCGUGCUAGGUUCGUUUGGGUGACAUCUGCAUCACCCUCCGUGGAGGUCUUGCAGGGGUUAGAGAGCGGGGGUGCGUUGCUGAGAAAUUGUUUGCUUUCUACUUCAGAUAAACUGAAUCUGGGUGCAGCUCAGGGACUUCUCUGUUGGUGGAACGUCUUGGUUUAAUCACCAGGUAGUGGCACGGACCUGCGUUUUCUUCUCAAGUGCACUUUGGAAAUCAUGAAAAGGUGUAAGCAAACAAGUGAAGGAAUGCACAAGUAGCCACUUGGCAGCCAGGAAUUUCAUUUCCAUCCAGUUCUCACUGGACGAGUGCUGCUCCUUCACUUACUGAAGUGCAGCCUCUGCCUGCUGGUGCUGGCAUUUGAGAGGAGCCGAGUCCUGCAUAACAGUGCGCUUCAGAUUCUUUCUUUCUUUUUUUGAAUGGCCGCACCACUGCUGAAUAUUUGUUGUAGUUGUUGAUUUUUGCUAAUACAAACAUUACACCUUUUUAAUCAUUAGCAUUUCAGUACAAAAAGUUCACUUAUCAUCUAUGUGACCUUUUCUGACCAGCCAAAGUGCUGUGAACUCCAAGGUCAAGCCUUUAUCUUCAGUGCUGCAUUUCUGCUCUUAUGUUACGACACAGUCUUUGCUAACAAAGAGUUUCUUUUUCUUUCAAGUGUAGAUACAUGCGCGACUAAAGCUAUGGUUUCUCAAACAUUUUGAGCUCAUAGAAAUGAAGGUGGCUUUUUUGUUUGCUUUUCGUAUUGAAAAUAAGGAUCUCUUUCCUGCUGGGUGGAGGCCUGAGAGCCAGAUCUGUGAGGUGAUAUGGCUGAGUACAGGGAGGUUUUUGGUAGCAGUGUUCAGAUGAAUGACGAAUCCCUUGAUUGGAGUUUCUGUGACACUGUGGGCGGCUGUAGGGCUGGUGCUAGCAAGAGAGGUGAGCUGUGCAGCAAGGUACAGGACAGGACAGAGCUGUCCUAGUGUUAUCCCCUUCCCAGGAGAACCUCUCAGCUCCGCUCUGUUCUUCACUCCCAUGCCAAACCUUUAAGUGAGAUGGAGCGCUCACACCGAGAUACACGGAACUCAUCUGGCAAUAAAUAUACCCUUUCAAAAAUGUUGUACUUUGUUUUUUUUUUCCAGGGUGUGCCCAGCCUUGUGGCAAACAGUGGGUGUAUGUGUUUAUUAACUGGGUUCAGAGAUGGGAAGCAAAACAAGUGACCCAGAGCACAGCUCCUGGUUUAAAAGCAGUGGUAUGUUUUUAGGUCUUCAGGUUUGUGCCUUGAAGGAGUCAAGAGUGUUACAGCUGCUUAUUUUGUAUCAUUUUGUUCUUCACUCUUUUACAAAAUAAAUUAUAGUCAAAUAGAUCUGACUAGAUAAAAAGAGUUCUCAGUGUUCUUUAAAAUGCAUUUCUAAGAAAUACUUUUUGAAGUUUUGUAUGCAAGCAUCUGAUAAAUAGCUCAGUAGAAACCUAUACUCUCCUGUAACAAAACGCAUACAGUGAAAAUAGCAUACGUGCAAAAAACUUACAGGAACAUCAGGUUUAGAGCAAUUUAAAUGAGAGGUAAUAAACAGCAGCCACUCUUUCCAAUGUGACGUAUAAGUACCUGGCUGUUAAAAUAGCAGCUAUUCCUCAUGGUAAGAGAGGCUCCAAAGCAGACGUACACAUCAGUGCAUGUGCAGGAAGUGCUUGGUGUGUCUCAUGAUACUCAUGUUACAUUGAUUUAAUUAAUGGUUUUAUGCUAUUCAUCACUCUGCUAAUCUUGGUGGGAAGGUUUUGUUGGGGGAGGAUUAGUUAUUUAAUCUGCAUUUUUUUUAUUGGAAUGUUUUUGUAGUUCAUUGUAAUCUAAAGACAGAUGGCGGAUUUCUUCUAUUGUUGUUUGUAUUGUGUUUCUUUGUUUUUAAGAGAAAAUGUUUCUCUUGAAUUACUGUUGGAUUUAGGUGCCCAGAAUUUUACAUUCAUUGGGAUCUGAUAAAUGUUUAUAAUAUCUAAAGGAGGUGGGGUGCAGAUGGAUGAGGCCAGGCUGUUCUUGGUGCAGCGAUAGGACAAGGAGAAUAACCUAAAACUUGUAUGAGGGAAGCUCCAUAAUAACACGUGGAAUAACUUCUUUAUGGUAAGGGUGAUGGAGUGCUGGAACAGGCUGCCCAGAGAUGUUGUGGAGUCUCCUUCUAUGGAGAUACUCAAGACUUGUCUGGAUGCCUACCUGUGUGAUCUAUUGUAGAGUACCUGUUUUAGCAGAGAGGUGGGACUCGAUGAUCUCUUGUGGCCCCUUCCAACCCUUGCAGUUCUGUGAUAACAUGAAGAUCCUGUUCGUUAUGCAGUCUGGCACAUAGGUGUUCUUGCUCUGUAACUUCGUCACAUGCUAUUAAUCUAGAAAAUUGCUGUGUGUACACAAGCCCACAGAGUGUGAGAUCUGUGAGACUGAAGUGGGUAUGUGCUGGAUAUUUUUGUGUUGGAACAAGCACCUCAAUGUGUGACUUCUGCACAAAGCAGCACUGUGGCACCCUGAGCGACAGUGCCUGAGAAGGGAAGAGCAGCUCAGGCAUGUGGCUCUGCUCACGGUCAGGGUCUGAUGCGGGCCAGGUGGCAGCCUCCUCACCAGGGCAGGGGGAAACAGGCUGGGGGCUGGAAAGGGCUUGCCUAUGUGAAGGUGUGGAGCAGAAAAGGGAGGGGAAGGAAUAUGUGGUUAGAGGGGAGAUAGGGAGGCAGUGUUAGGAGGAGGAUUGGGAUGAAAAGAAAUCAGCAGCUUACUUAAAAAUAAACAAAUUAAAAAUGGUUGAUGGGCAGGAAAAAAAAACCUGAGCGAACACUUUCUGGUAGAUCCUCUAUGGUUAACUGAGCCCUUGUUUGAGAUGGCAGUGGUGAGGAACCUUUGGUCGUUGGCUCUAGAGACAUGCUCCUCGUGUUUGUCGUGGCAGGGAUCCAGAAGGACAGUGCAGAGCAGAAGGACCCAGCCCAGCCUGGGGAGUGGCUGCCAGCAGCCAGUCUGGGACUGGGGCAGGGGCAGCACUCAUCUGCACUUGGUAGAGGUUGGCCAUCCACACAGCCAGGUGCCAAGGCUGAGAUACGCUGCCUGGUCGCCACGUUAGCUGCUGGUUGCACGGUCCUGUCUCGAAGACAGCAGCUGUCUGAAGUGGCUCGGACCUGCGGGGACAGCCUGGCCUCACCGUGGAUGCUGUGAACUGGGAGCUGGCCGAAGUGGGAGAGCUGCCGGAUCCCUCCCAACAGCUGAGAGAGGAAGAUAUUUUCUGUGUGAAUUGGCAACCAAUAGGAGUGAAGAGAGUGCCUACCAGGGUGUGUGCAGAAGGAUGGCUGCGGCAGAACCUCUGACCGCUUUCUCGCGAUGGUACCUCUAUGCCAUUCAUGGCUAUUUCUGUGAGGUCAUGUUCACAGCUGCCUGGGAGUUUGUGGUCAACUUCAACUGGAAGUUCCCAGGUGUUACCAGUGUGUGGGCACUCUUCAUCUAUGGCACCUCCAUCCUCAUUGUGGAGAAGAUGUAUCUGUAUCUCAAAGACAAGUGUCACAUUUUAGUGCGCUGCUUUAUUUACACCCUCUGGACGUAUCUCUGGGAGUUCACCACUGGCCUCAUCCUACGCCAGUUCAAUGCCUGCCCGUGGGACUAUUCCCAGUUUGAUUUUGACUUCAUGGGCCUGAUCACCCUGGAGUAUGCCAUCCCAUGGUUUUGUGCUUCUUUCAUCAUGGAACAGCUGGUGAUCAGGAACACCCUGCGCUUGAGAUUUGAUGAGACUGCCGAGCCAGGGGCUCCUACUGUUCCCGUUGCCUUGGCCAAUGGCCACGUGAAGACGGAUUGAACCGUGACUCGGAGCCACCCUUAGCAAUCUGAGAGAGCUCAGACCUCUACCACAGGCUGUUAGCUCUGGCUUUGAGGUACUGCUCCUUGCUGUAUGAUAAGAUUCAUAUACCCCAUUUUUCUAAUGGGGGUGUGCAUGGGAUAUACCAGAAAAAAAAUGGAACCAGUAGAUUUUCUAAGGAUUUUACUCUUUGGGUUCCAAGGACCAAUAUCAGUUACUUGUUAGUUAGGUCGUUUCUGAUUUUAACUUAUUACAGAUGAAAGCAGUCCUUUUGCUUACACUUUUGUGUGGAGAAAGAAGGAGGGAAAAAAUGCUAAGGUGGAAAAGCAUUCAAAAAAGAAAAAUGUAAUCAUUGGAGGAUGGUCAUGGACAUGCCAGCAAAGUCAGUGAUCGGCUUACUCCAUUAGGCAAUAUUCAGGUGCUUGCUUGCAACCAAUACCUCCCAUGGGACCUGAGAUGCUGCAGGAACAAGGAAAAUCUGUCUGCUAUGGAGAAGAACCUAAGGCUGGCAGUCUGCUGGGGAGGUAGAUGGUGUUCCCCUCAUGAGGUCCACUGGCCUACCCCGAGGUUCUUUUUUUGCACCACAAUAUAAUCUGGUGCUGGACAUCUUGCUGAAUUUAUACAAAUCUUGUACUUUUUGAAAUCUCAUUCCUGAUAGUAGAUUUUUUCUUUUUUUUUUCUUUUUU